Fopius arisanus is the source of this 1090-nucleotide messenger RNA. It is a transcript of the gene PQBP1, whose product is annotated as poly-glutamine tract binding protein 1. Lineage: Eukaryota; Metazoa; Arthropoda; Insecta; Hymenoptera; Braconidae. Gene Ontology annotation, molecular function: protein binding; ribonucleoprotein complex binding. Gene Ontology annotation, cellular component: nuclear body; cytoplasm. Bases 76 to 960 code for a protein of 294 amino acids. The record is from RefSeq and is a predicted model, not a curated record. The transcript is spliced from 6 exons. Gene Ontology annotation, biological process: alternative mRNA splicing, via spliceosome.
AGAAAACAUUCAUAACUAAUCAAAUUUUUUUUCAAUAACGGUUGGAGGAGAUUCUUCCACAAUAAAUAAUUACAGAUGCCCUUGCCUGCUGCCUUAGCUGCUAGAUUAGCAAAACGAGGUCUCAUUACAGGAUCAGAUAAAAAUGAUUCAAAAAAAGAAUUUAAGAAGAAAGUGCAUGAAGAGGUGAUUGCUGAGGACUAUGACAAUGCCAAGGAUGACAUUAACGAGAUCGAUAUAUCUGAGAAGUUCAUGGGGUACAGUGGAUGCCCUAAUAAAUACAACAUUUACCACGAGUGCACGAAAAAGUGUAAAGAAUUGUGGGGAACUGGACAAUUACAACCUUCAGAGAAGUAUCUCAAACAUCAGAUGAAACUCAUCCAGAAAUAUCCAUUACCUGAGACGUGGAAGGCAGUCUACGAUCCAGGGUCUGGACAGCACUACUACUGGGACUGGUCAUCGGAUUUAGUGUCUUGGUUGCCACCAGGACACCCCAAAUGCCAAAUAUCCCAACCAGCCUCACAAUUGAGGGAGGAAUUGCACCUCAAAGCUGCUGAUCAGGAUGACAAUAUGUCCAGUGACGAAAGUGGAAGUGAUCAGGAACCCAUGGAGGUGGAGGAAACAGAAACAAGAAGAGAACACAAAGCAUCGAACAGAGAUCGGUUCAGGGUGCCAGAGGCAAAGAAAUCUUAUAAACCAGAGUCCAAAGAUAAAAAGGAUCGUAGCCUGGAUCCCAUGGAUCCAGCCUCCUACAGUGAUAUUCCAAGGGGGAAAUGGUCAGACGGUCUGGCACGACACAAUGAAGCUAAAACCGGGGUGGAUACAACAGCGUCAGGACCACUUUACCAAAUGCGUCCUUAUCCUAGUCCAGGGGCUGUCCUGAGAUCCAAUAAAUCAUCUAAACCUGAAUUAGAAAAUCUGAGUAAUAAGCCUAAAGUAUCUUUCCCUGAAAAACCAGAAUGAAUUGGUUUUGCGUAACGAAUAAUAAAUUUUUAAUAAUUGAACUGAGUUGUUAGAGCUAUUUAAACUGCAUCUAUCCAUAAAUAUUUGAAUUCAUUCUUCCUUUUGUAAUUACGAUAAAUUGAUAAUAAAA